AUUAAAAAGGAUCGAAGAAGAAGAAGAAGAGAGAGAGAUAACUCCUAUCGUCACUGAAGUUGAUGGUGCACUGUCUUUGAAUGACUGAACCGAAAGGAGCUAGAGUCUCAAGAACACGUUCACCUCACUAGGAUUCCGAGCACUGAAGCUAUCUAUAUUACUUUAUUGCAACUAAUCGCAAACACAUGCAUGUCUACUCAAAGGAUUACUUACAAAUAUUAUAGGUAAUGGGAAAAAUUGAGAAUUUUUUGAUAAAAAAUACCAGCAAAAUAUUAUUUUGCUGAAAAAAAUGGAUUUCCAUAUCCAUGAUAUGAAGGAGUAUUAAAAAAAAAUGAGAUUCAUUCCUGUAGAUUAAAAAUGUGGGUGACAAAAAGAAAGAAGAGAAAAAAGAAGAAGAAAUCUUCGCAAAUAAUUGCAUGAGGAAUUCUGGUGUCCUUGAACUAGAAGUGUGUUACAGGAUAGUUCUGCAAUAGUGCAAAAUGGAUGCACUUUUAUGAUCAUACAAACGAUGCCAAUCGAUAUUAAAUCACGAAACCGGUUUACUUCCUUAUACAUUUAAUACAAUUUUCUUACAAGUUUCACUUGUUGAUGCAUAGGAUCUAUGUUUGAAUCGCGUGUACCAGUAAGUUUUGCUGACUUCAGAUUUCGAGAGCCUCCACUUCUAUAUAGAUUCGCACAGAGAAGGACUAUAGUAAGUUUCGCUAGUACAUGAGCUCGAUCGUACAGAGAAGUAAUAUGCCUCGCAAUUCGAAUUGUGAACUUGUGUGGGAAAGAGUGGUUCCAACAUCCUCAGGACAUUCUCUUAAACUCAGUGAGGUACUCACUUUCUAUCUUCGUAGAAGACAACGAUCAUAACAGAGAAUUCAAAAAGAAAAAAAAAAAAAAAAAAAAAAAAAAAAAAAGUGAAUUUUCGAUAUAUGAAAAUGGAUAUCAAAACUUUAUUAAGUAUGAUAUACGAUUUGUUAAUAGUCACCGGAAUGGCAAUAGUGUAUAUAAUGGAAGCAAUGAUUUUAACAUUAAUUCCAAGACGUUAUCGUGGAAAAAAUAUAAAAGGAGAAGUGGCACUUGUUACUGGAGGAGCAGGUGGCAUUGGAAAAUUAAUUGCUAAUAAAUUAGCCAAUCUUGGUUGCAAUGUAGUAAUCUGGGAUAUUAACAAAAUUGGUAUUGAAGAAACUGUGAAAGAAAUAAGACAAAAUGGAGGAAAAUGUUGGGGAUAUUAUUGUGACAUUGCUGAUAGAGAGGCAGUUUACAGAACUGCAAAAUUAGUCCAAGUCGACGUUGGCAAUGUAACAAUAUUAAUCAAUAAUGCUGGAUAUAUUUACGGGGAUACAUUUUUGCAAAUUCCUGAUGACGAAAUUGAAAAAACAUUUAAAGUUAAUAUUUUAUCACAUUAUUGGAUCACAAAAAGCUUUUUGAAGGACAUGAUGAAAGAUAAUCAUGGUCACAUUGUCACGAUUGCCAGUGUCGCAGGAUUAUUGGGAACUUACAAUUGUACUGAUUAUUCUGCAACGAAAUUUGCAACUAUUGGUUUUCACGAAAGUUUAUUCACUGAAUUAAAGUCACAUGGUUACAAUGGAAUACAAGCUACCUUGGUGUGUCCAUAUUUUAUAAAUACCGGAAUGUUUCCCGGAGUGAAACCAAAACUAAUGAAUAGCUUAGAACCAGAUUAUGUUGCCAAUGAAGUUGUAUCUGGAAUUUUAACGAAUCGUGUGUUAAUAACACUUCCAGGUUUCAUCAAAUUAUUCUUUCCUCUAAAAAGCAUUUUGCCAGCAAAAAUGUGUUGGGCAAUGAUGUAUCAUAUUGCAAAAGGUCCACAAACAAUGAUGAUGUUAAAAAGAAAGCAUCCUCAAUUAUUAGAAACAAGAUCUAAUGGUAUUUUAAAAUCGAACAAAAGUGAAUAA
This is a messenger RNA of Leptopilina boulardi, 1901 nucleotides long. RefSeq names its product estradiol 17-beta-dehydrogenase 11-like. The transcript is spliced from 12 exons. The record is from RefSeq and is a predicted model, not a curated record. Bases 918 to 1901 code for a protein of 327 amino acids. Gene Ontology annotation, cellular component: lipid droplet. NCBI's taxonomy places the organism in Eukaryota, Metazoa, Arthropoda, Insecta, Hymenoptera, Figitidae. Gene Ontology annotation, molecular function: oxidoreductase activity, acting on the CH-OH group of donors, NAD or NADP as acceptor.